Molecule: messenger RNA, 4437 nt
Organism: Callorhinchus milii (elephant shark)
Lineage: Eukaryota; Metazoa; Chordata; Chondrichthyes; Chimaeriformes; Callorhinchidae
Gene: man2a2
Product: mannosidase, alpha, class 2A, member 2
Biological process (GO): mannose metabolic process; protein deglycosylation; N-glycan processing
Cellular component (GO): Golgi membrane
Molecular function (GO): alpha-mannosidase activity; carbohydrate binding
Source: RefSeq, a predicted model, not a curated record
CGGCUUCUUUCAGCGCCCGGUAGCCGGAGCGGGUGGGCCGGGGCCGGGGGCUGGAGUAUGGCGGCGGCCGACCAGGCGGCGCACUCUCGCGGCUGAGGGUUGGCACCACCUCCCCUCCCGGAGCCGCGGAGGGGGCGGGCGAGAGGCGGAGGCGGAGACGGAGACGGACGGGCGGCGGUUAGCGGGUCGGCGGCACCGGCCCAACAUGAAGCUGAAGAAGCAGGUGACGGUGUGCGGCGGCGCCAUCUUCUGUGUGGCCGUCUUCUCCCUCUACCUGAUGCUGGACCGGGUGCAGCACGACCCGAACAGGAGGCAAACCGGGGUCCACUUCCCCAGGAGUCAGAUCUCGGUGCUCCAGGAUCGCAUUGAGCAACUGGAACAGCUUUUGGAGGAAAAUCACCAGAUAAUCGGUCACAUCAAAGACUCUGUGCUGGAGCUGACGGAGAACUCGGAUGGGCUGCCGGGAAUGCUCUCAUACCAGAACAAUGCCUCCUGGAUAUUGCCCAUGGACAAUUAUCCCACCUUCCUCUCAGUCUCACCACAAGACUGCCAGUUUGCACUUGGAAAUAGAGGGGAGAAAACUGAGCUCCAGAUGCUGGACGUGUAUUCAAUGCUGAAAUUUGACAACCUGGACGGUGGGGCUUGGAAACAGGGCUUUGACAUCACGUACGACACGGCCGAGUGGGAUGAGGAGCCACUGCAGGUCUUUGUGGUGCCGCACUCCCACAACGACCCAGGCUGGAUCAAAACGUUUGAUAAAUAUUACCAGGACCAGACGCAGCACAUCCUGAACAACAUGGUGGUGAAGCUUCAGGAGGACAAGCGCCGACGCUUCAUCUGGGCUGAGAUCUCUUUCUUCUCCAAGUGGUGGGACAACAUUGACGCUCAGAAAAGGGCAGCAGUCUGCAGCCUGGCAGCUAAUGGUCAGUUGGAGUUUGUGACGGGAGGCUGGGUGAUGACCGAUGAAGCAAACUCUCACUAUUUUGCAAUGAUCGACCAGCUGAUUGAGGGGCACCAGUGGCUGGUGAGAAAUGUUGGAGUGGUCCCAAGAUCUGGUUGGGCAAUCGAUCCAUUUGGACACAGCUCGACCAUGGCCUACCUGCUUAGACGCUCCAAUUUGACCAGCAUGCUCAUCCAGAGGGUCCACUACUCCAUCAAGAAACACUUUGCAGCUACCAAGAGCCUGGAGUUCAUGUGGCGACAGAGCUGGGACACUGACUCUAGCACUGACAUCUUAUGUCAGCUUAUGCCGUUCUACAGUUAUGACGUCCCUCACACCUGCGGACCUGACCCCAAAAUCUGCUGCCAGUUUGACUUCAAACGCUUACCGGGUGGACGCGUCAGCUGUCCGUGGAAAGUCCCUCCCAAGCCCAUAACAGACAAGAACGUGGAAGAGCGGGCGAACUUGCUGCUGGAUCAAUACCGGAAGAAGUCCAAACUGUUCCGUAGUAAAGUGGUUCUGAUUCCCCUCGGAGAUGAUUUUCGCUACGAUAAGGCUCUGGAGUGGGAUCAGCAGUCGCAGAAUUACCAGAAACUGUUCGAUUACAUGAAUUCUCAUCCAGAACUUCACGUGCAAGUUCAGUUUGGGACACUUUCUGAAUACUUCGAUGCUGUUUAUAAGAAGAAUGCCGUUAGCCCGGGCAGCAGGCCGGUGGGCUACCCUGUCCUCAGCGGCGACUUCUUUGCAUACGCUGACCGGGAGGACCAUUACUGGAGUGGGUACUUCACCUCCCGGCCCUUCUAUAAGAAUCUAGAUCGAGAGUUGGAAUCGCACCUCAGAGCUGCUGAGAUUCUGUACAGCCUGGCUCUGAGUCUCGCUCGACGCUCAGGCGCAGACGGCAGAUACCCUGUGUCUGACUACAGCUUUCUGGUGGAAGCACGGCAGAACCUGGGGCUCUUCCAGCACCAUGAUGCCAUCACUGGCAGCAAAGAAUUGGUCGUGAUUGACUAUGGUGUCCGGCUUGUGACCUCCCUCAUGAAUUUGAAGCGAGUAAUAAUUAACGCAGCGCACUAUAUGGUGUUACAGGACAAGAACACCUACAGAUAUGACCGGUCCUCACUCUUCCUACAGCCGGAUGACAAGCGCCAAAACCAUGAAUCGUUGCCGGAGAAAACCGUGAUUAAACUGGAGUCUCUCCCCAGAUUCUUGGUCACAUUUAACCCUGUGGAACAAGAGCGUCUCUGCAUCAUUUCCAUUCGCACCAGCUCUCACCGGGUCAAGGUUGCAACUGAAGAUGGGCAACCUCUGCCCACACAGAUCAGCCCCGUGUGGCAAUCUGCCACCAACAUGGCAAAUGACGUAUAUGAGGUCUCCUUCAUGGCUCGACUUCCUGCUCUGGGACUCAGUGUGUUCCAGUUGUCCCAGACCUUUAAUAUUCACGCUCUGGUGAGAGCCCACUCGGCCAUCUACCUCCGCGGCGAAGGCCUGAGUGUGAACAAGAGGGAGCCGUUUAGCGUGAAGAUCCUGGAGUCCUCAACCAAGAAUUUCUUCAUUGAGAAUCAGCAUAUGCAAGUCUGGUUUAAUGGGGUGACGGGGCUGUUGGAGGGUAUUAGACGGAAAGAUGACCAGCAGGAACGGAAGAUCCAGGUGGAGUUUAUGUGGUAUGGUACCCGCCCAACUAAGGACAAGAGUGGGGCAUAUCUUUUUCUACCCAAUGGCGAAGCCAUGGCCUACUUUUCCGAAAACCCAUCUGUUACUCGUGUGACUGAAGGCCCCUUGGUCUCUGAGGUCAACACUUCCAAUCGGAACUUCCACCAGUAUGUUCGCCUUUACCAUCUGCCAGGGGUCGAGGGACUCUCCUUGGAUGUUUCUAUUGUUGUUGACAUUCAUGAUCAAAUGAAUCGGGAGCUGGCAAUGCGGUUGUCCACCGACAUCAAGAGUGGAGACACUUUCUUCACCGAUCUGAAUGGUUUUCAGAUUCAGCCACGGAGAUACCUUCAGAAGCUGCCUCUUCAAGCCAAUUUCUACCCAAUGUCAACCAUGGCCUAUAUUCAGGAUGAGCACUCGCGGCUCACUCUGCACACGGCACAGGCACUGGGAGUGUCCAGUUUGCACAGCGGUCAGCUGGAGGUUAUCCUGGACCGUCGGCUCAUGCAGGAUGAUAACCGGGGCCUGGGGCAGGGGCUGAAGGACAACAAAGUGACCUGCAAUCAAUUCCGCAUCCUGCUGGAGAAGAGAGAGAGCUCGAACAAAGUGCAGGAUGGCAGGCCAGUCAGCUUUCCCUCUUUGCUGAGCCACAUGACCUCCAUGUAUGUGAACCACAAGGUCAUGGCCCUGCCGGUGAUUCCCCGGCCCCAGAUCGUUCCGCCAGUGAGGUCUUGGAAGCCGCUCUCGGCAAGCGUGCCAUGCGACACGCACAUCCUGAACCUAAGAACUCUGCAGUCCGAGGUGGCUUCAGCCCCCGGCUCGGAGUCUGCACUAAUUCUCCAUCGCAAAGGAUUUGACUGCAGCCUGGAGGCCAAGACCUUGGGCUUCAAUUGCAGCACCACCCAUGGCAAGCUCUCAAUCGAGAAUCUGUUUCAAGGCCUAGACAUUCGGAGUGUCCAACCCACGUCUCUGUCCCUGCUCUAUCCGUCUGAGCCGUUAAACAACAGUGGCCUUAUUUCCAUGAAGUCGAUGGAAGUUUCCACAUUCCAGAUCCGGAUGGUUUGAACAAGCUCCUGGUUACAGGUAAAGACAAGCUAGCAGCAUAUUAGCAGUAGGACUGUGGCAGGAUUGUAUAUGAGGAGUGAGCACUCGGUGCUUGGAAUCCAGCCGAUCAGUACAGAGAAGCACAAACGCAAUGUAACCCAGGACCAAACUUGUGUGAAUAUUAGACUGCACUCGACGACAGCACCAGACAGUGACUUCCGAAACAGUGCUUAAAAAAACAAACCUUGUAGAUAUACGAGUCGUAAGGAUAACAUUGGAGUGAAGGAAAUUCUUGCGCGGUAUGUGAACUUCGUUCAUCGCCUCCUUUAGUGUGGCUUGUGGUUUCUUAACUUGAGAAGAAAGACUGAAUUUCAGUAUCAGGAAUCUGAAAGAGCCAAGUGGGCUUUAGCCUUUGCACAUAAUUAUAACUGUGAUUUUAAAGGGGGUUGGGAUGGGGGGGAGAGACAGAACACUAAACCAUGGACAUGAAGAUAAAACUGAAUGUAGUACGAGCGUGUGGGCAUUUGGAAGAAAGCCUUUGCAGUCGACCUCUGCCGAUUCUACAUAUCAAGAGAAGACGAAGGGAAGCUGGUGAUGGUGUGUGAAUUGAUGCACGGUUGCACACAGCAACGGGACAGAGGAUUUCCUAGGGUUUCUGAAAGAGGCAUCAUGAGUUAUGGACUUUUGUUUUCUAUUCAAUAAUGUGGACUUUUAACUGUCGAACUGAUGACACUUGCAAUCUAAAUAAAGCAGGGAGCAAUUUGUUCCUGUCUACCUAUCCUCGGGUGGAAGAUCUCCUGACACUA